AUGCCCGGAGGAGUUGUCUUUCUCGUGUGCAUCCCCACGUUGUCUUACGAGCAUGAAUUGGUCUUCGGUAUACCCGUGAAGCUGACGAAAAAAAAUGAAAAAGUUAUCAAAAAAGGUACUAAAGUAGAUUUACGUUUAAAAGAAAUGAGAAAUAAAAAUCAACUUAUUACAAUUGGCGACGAUGAUGACGACGAUGAUGCCGGACAUCAAGAUCUUGGUGAAAUUGAUGAGGACGAGGCUUGCAAUGCUAUCAAAAGACCACGUCCAAGAGGGUUACAGUCUCCUGCUACGAGUCGUUCUAAUAAAAAUCCUGUUUUUGUUCCAAUGGAAACGGUAUUAGAUGAGUUAUUGAAGAAAUUGAAAGUUGAACACGUAGUUUGGUGUAAAGAUAAAGGUAACUUGUAUUACGAAGUUAUUUUUCCAGUUCCAGCAGGUGAUCCAUGCGAAAAUUGUCUUCAUUGUUUAACUGAGAUGGGUAUUGGUACUAGAAUGAAUUCCAUUGUAAGUGUAAUACCAACGCAAUGUACGUACAGCGCAUUGCGAGUUCCUGGAGCAUCUGCACUACCAAGCAGCAGCAUAACUGGUCCAGUAUCAAGAAGAAAAGACAUUGAAGAUCGCAGAAAUGCUUGGGAAGGUUUCGUUGAUUCUAUCAGAUCUAAAUUGACAGUUAAACAAGUCGUUGAUGGAGUCAGAAGUGGUGGCGAUCUGACAUUUGAUUACAUCCUUUUAGUCGUGACAGCAGAUUGUUUGGCAGCUCUUGGUCUUGUAGAAAAUAGCGCAACAAAUGUCGUUGCUGCUAUGCUCGUGUCGCCUCUUAUGGGACCAGUUAUGUCAUUGACAUUUGGAACAAUAAUUGCUGACAAAGAUCUAAUAUGCGUUGGUCUUAAGAGUUUACUUCUUGGAAUAUUUAUUUCAAUAUUAUUCGGUUUUAUAUUCGGAUUAAUUCUCGGUACUACGGAAAUGCCCUGGGGAUAUAAUGAUUGGCCGACUGAUGAAAUGAAAGGAAGAGGUAACUAUAGAUCUUUAUGGAUGGGGGUAUUAUGGGCUUUGCCGUCCGGAACAGGAGUCGCGGUGGCUCUUCUUCAAGGAAGUAAUGGUCCAUUAAUAGGAGUUGCUAUUUCAGCGUCUUUAUUACCCCCAGUUGUCAACUGCGGAUUGUUUUGGGCACUUGGAUGUAUCUGGUUAAUUUACCGCCCUAUCAAAAUGCCACACAUGAAAGGCGAAUCUUACACAGACUUAAACAGUUCAUAUAAGUACGUUUAUACAGAUUAUUUACCUGUUGAAUUUUUUUGCAACGGUAUCAUCAGCGCAUGUCUUACUUUUGUCAACGUCAUAUGUAUUUUCAUCACCGCGAUAAUUGUCCUGAAGAUAAAAGAAGUUGCUGCGCCUUAUACAUCAACACCCGAGUUGCGAAGAUUCUGGCAGCAUGACAUCCGACUGGUACGCGAUAAAAAUACAUCGAGAGGAACCAGCUCAAUGGAUUCAAGUUACUACGAAGGAUUGAGUAAAUCCAAGCAGAAAGUACUUGAACGGACACUAAAUGAAGCAGUCAGAGAAGCAAUGAAUGACGAGACCUUCCGUAAAAUCAAGAGGCUCAGCUACGGUCAACAUGGACCCAAUGACAUAACACCCCGGCUAGGUCUUGCUGGUAACAUCGGAUCAGUUGAACGAGCUGUUGAUGACAUAGGAAAAACCACGGAUGUGCUGGGUGCUGUCGGCGGGUCUCGUCCAUCAGACGGUCUGCCGUUGCCUGAAAGUACAAACGAGGAUUUAGCAGCACUCGAUCGACUGGUCACUUAUCUUCUUGGUCAGCCAAACGGCAACAUGGACAAUUGGCGAAGGUCACGACGAGCAAGUGCUCGAGGUUAUCGUCAACUUCGAUCGAACGUAAUGGAUAACUCUGGUGCACAUAAUAAUACACCUGGUACUAACACGACUCCUCUGUAA
Microplitis mediator is the source of this 1947-nucleotide messenger RNA. RefSeq lists its product as uncharacterized. The coding region runs from base 1 to 1947 and encodes 648 amino acids. The transcript is spliced from 9 exons. NCBI's taxonomy places the organism in Eukaryota, Metazoa, Arthropoda, Insecta, Hymenoptera, Braconidae. The record is from RefSeq and is a predicted model, not a curated record.